GGGUGCGUCUCAUUUCUCUGUCUUACCCCUUCCCCUUACCCCUCCCCCUCGGUUUUGCGCGUUCAUGUGAGGGGAAGUGGUGUCUCGAUUCUCAUUUUGAUUAAGGGGUAGGGCCAAGGCGUAGGGCUACAUAGCCCUUGAAACGAAGUUUGCGGAGGACCACACUUGAAACAGAGGGGUAACUUAACAACGUAGGAAUUUCUCAAAAGUGCCGGCAUGGCUGAACGUCGAACUGUGAAGGAGUCGCACAAAUGGACACCUGAGGAGACUCGGCGGCUCAUCCGCUUCAGGGCAGAGAAUGAAAAAGACUUCAUGAAGUCCAAAACAAUGGCCAAACAACAAUGGGAGAAAUUUGUGAAAGAGAUUGGCCUAGAGGGCAAGGUGACUGGACAGCAGGCUUCCAAAAAAUGGGAGAAUUUAAAACAAAAAUACAAGGAAUUGAGGACUCCAAAAACCGGCUCAGGGACAGACCAGGGUGAGGUCACUGUUGCUACAUGGCAGUACUAUGGAGACAUGCAUGAGGUUUUGGGUGCCCGGCCUGCGAUGGACCCCCCUGUGGUGGUGGCAUCAUUCCAACCAGCAGAGGAUCCCAUGACAAUCCUCAUGGAUAUUGUGGAGCCCUCUACCUCAGAGCUCUCCACCACAGCAGCAUCCUGGACCCCUGACACAGGAACCAGUACCCCAGCAGCAACAAGUGCCACCACAUCUAGGAGGAGGUCCAAUCCUAUUAUGGAGUUCAUGAUCGAGGAGGCCCUUCAGGAGCAAAGGCGCCAUGAAGAGAGUGAGGCGAAGUCACAGAGGUUUUUAGACCUCUUUGAAAGAAUGAUUGAAAAGAUGUGAAAAUAAUUACCU
Messenger RNA from Pungitius pungitius (ninespine stickleback), 852 nucleotides. RefSeq lists its product as uncharacterized. Lineage: Eukaryota; Metazoa; Chordata; Actinopteri; Perciformes; Gasterosteidae. The record is from RefSeq and is a predicted model, not a curated record. The transcript is spliced from 5 exons. The coding region runs from base 217 to 840 and encodes 207 amino acids.